Molecule: messenger RNA, 1700 nt
Organism: Chara braunii
Lineage: Eukaryota; Viridiplantae; Streptophyta; Charophyceae; Charales; Characeae
Source: the annotation of a GenBank genome assembly
GACUCACACACUCGCAAUCGGUGCUCUCGUUGCUUGCACCCGGAUAGCAGAAACGACGAGGAGUGGGGCUUUCAACAGAGGAGCUGCCAGGUGCGCCUCACGCCUGCCUUUGUGUCUUCCAAGGACCAAGUUUCUCUCAAAUUCUCUGUGCACUGUGAAGCUUGUUGAGGGGGGGUGGAGGCAGAGGUCGAGGGCAAUGGCGCAUCAGGUGGUUCUUGCGGCCGUUCUUUUGCUGAUCGCUGCUGCAGUUCAGGCGAGCGCGCAGACUCCGACUGAGGUGACCAUCGGUUAUGUCACCUACGCAGGCAAUGGCUGCAAUUACGACAACACCAACUGGGUGCUGUCGAACGACUACAAGACUGUCACCUUCAUGUUCGGCGGGAUGGUUGCGACCACGGACGGGUCGCUCGCCGACAAGAGGAAGUCUUGCCAGAUGUCGUUCUCCAUGAGCUACCCGGAUGGCUGGAGCGUCUCCAUUGGUCAGGCCACGGGCCGCGGGUUCGCUGACAUCGCCGAGAACUCCGCCGGCAUCUACGAGACGCACUACUACUUCUCCGGACAAACGGGGACGGCGAUGGUGGAGCGCAAAAUCCGAGGCCCAAAGGUUGGCAGCUUCGAGUUCACGGACGACUUCCUGACGGUUGUCUGGAGCGAGUGCAACAACGCGCCCAACCUGAACAUCAAGACGGUGGUGAGAGUGGAGGGCCAGAAGGCUGUGAUGGCGCUCGACUCCCAGGAUACCAAGUUCCAGCUCAUCUUCAAUCUCCAAUGGAGGCAGUGUCCGCAAAAUUGAGACCCCCAUUCACCAUCUCGCACUGAGGGUGGCGGCCCUGGCGGGUGAGCGGGAGGAGACAAAGAGGGGAGGGGUGAGAGAGGAGGGUAGCCGAUUCGUCAGGGCUCACCUCGGUAGAAUGGGAGGGAAAGAGGCUACGGUCGAUUACGCCCGACUCUCUCUCUCUCUCUCUCUCUCUCUCUCUCUCUCUCUCUCUCUCUCUCUCUCUCUCUCUCUCUCUCUUGGUCUCUAUCAGUCCUGUGUCGAUAAUCUAGUUUUCUUCUCCUUUCUUCACGAGACGCCGGAUCAGUAGGAUCUUUGUCUUCCAUUCGCCGUCGUAUAUCUUUCUUUGUCCUUUUUUUCCGGCCUUUUUCCCCCUUUGAGAAAACAACAAUUACAAAAUCUUGCACAGGCAGAAGGGGCUGGAACACCUAACUUUCAACCAUUCUAAAAAGCAGGCGGGCGGUGCCCUGUUGUUCUGAAAGGGAUAGUUUCCUCAGGAAUCUUGUAAGAAGCAAAGGUAGGGAGUCCAAAUCUGUCCUUCGGGACGUCCGUUAAAAUUGGAACGAUACAGAGAAGGGUAAUUAGCAAAUGGCCCCUGCGCUUUCAAGGAUGACACGCAUAAAUCGAGAAAUGGUCCAAAUCUGUCCGUGGGAUUUACCACAGGCACGACAAAUCCAUCUGUUCCCUAGGGUGAACUGUCCGGGGGGCACCCUGACACCACGAUUUGACAGUUAAUCCGUCCUCUAUAAUGGCUCAUCCAGAUUUGUUUUGGGGGCCGGCGAUGAUGGCGAUCAUAUCACGCCUUCCAUCUGAUCAGUGCUAUCUUAUACAAGAUGAUGAAGAACUCUUAAUGUCAGGCUUACCGUCUGUUCCAUUGGUCAACGAGUAUGCUCAAUGACGUACUGAAUGAAUGUGUCACACAAGU